CCAGGAAACAGCUCUCACAGUGGUCAGCCAGAUGCCUGUGGGAAGCCUGAAAGCAGUUCCUGAGCAGAGCAGCACUCUUCACAUUUGUGUUUUCCAGUAACAGAGUGCCUGCUCUGCAGUUUGAAUUUUGAGCCCUAUGAGUGUGUUCCCUUCUUCUGAACAAUCAGUGUUAAAUUUUCUUGAGGAAAAGAUUCCACUUGUGCAGAUUUCAAGAUCUACUUGCGGAGCUCCCUUACAAAUCCCUAUGCUUUGCCAUCAGCUAUCAUUACAGAGCUGACGACAGAUGGUGAUCUGGUUGCUAUAAAAUGCAUCUUUGCUCAGCGUUGAAGAACUUCUUUUCUAUACAUCAGCUGCCACUCCUUAUCUCUGGGGGAAAUGAACUUCUCACUAUGUGUGCCAGCCAGGAUUUUGAAUGCAACCUUCUCCCGCUAUAGAGAAGUGGCCUCAAAUGCCUCCUUCACUUUGGAUAAAACUUCAUUCCAAAACCUGCAAGAAUUGAUCAUCUAUCCUCCGUACUCCAAGACAAUGAUGUUCCUGAUCCCACCGAUAUUGUGCCUUACAGCAGCCGUCCUGAUCAACCCUUUCAUUCUGUUUGUGAUUCUUUCCCGUGUCAACAUCCGUCAGGAGACAAGAUACCUGCUGUUGGGAAAUGCUUUGCUCUGUGAUUUGUUAUAUCUGAUACUCUAUGCUAUGUCUGCAGUUUUCAAUGUAAUGAAACUCCACCUUCCCAAGAACCCUUGUGUGCUCCUGUUGUUUCUGCUGGCCAUGACUUACUGCGGAGGAUUGCUAACGGCUGCCGCCAUGGUGCUGGAUACAUACGUGGCCAUUUUGUGGCCUUUGCAUUACAUCUCCAUUUUGCCAUCUUCACGAGCAAAGAAGCUGAUACUGUUCCUAUGGAUCUUGUCUGGGGUUUUCCCUGGGAUUGUCUUCUUAAUACUCAAGUUUACCCAGAAACCCAGUGUAUGCCCAGUGGAAAACUGCUCUGUCCCCAUAAUACUGGUAAUGACUCUACAUGGAGAUGGGGCCGUGAAAUCCUGCUAUGUAGUCUCCGUUUCUGCCCUUUUUCUCUGUCUGUCCCUCAUACUCUGCUGUUAUAUGAUCCUGUAUUUCAAAACAAAGCAGUCAGGCAUAUGGAAAAGCAAGUUCUCUAGAGCCAGUGUGACGUUCCUGAUGCAUCACAUUGUCUUGUUCUUUCAUUUCUCUCCCCUCUUGGCUAUUGUGGUGGACUCCUUGCUUUAUGUCAAUGCCGUCAUUGGGACACAGACAGGGAUAUUGGUCUCUCUGAUAAUAUGCAAUGUGCUGAUAAUCUUGCCCAAAGCUCUGUUGCCUUAUCUGUGUGGGCUUCGAUACAGGGAGAUAGCCUCAUCCCUCAAGUUCUUCUUCAGACGGAAGCGCAUGACUGCCGUGUCUCCAGUCUCAACCACUUGAGCAGAAACAUACGAAAGACUUGUCGUGGUUUGGAGCUGUACUUGACCUCUUCUAUCAAGUUGGAAGGAUUGCCAGCCCCCUAAAAUUCAUUCAUUUAUUGUCUGCUGGCUGAGUUAUUAGCCAUUUAUUUUUCCAAGGUCAGCAUACUGUGAAUGGAAAAAUAGUAGUAUCAUGCUGAUAUUUUGAUAUAUAAUGAUAACAAUGUUGUGUUGGAUUAGAUGUCAUGGUGCAGCAGUAAAUCAGAAGGAAGAAUUUAACCAAAAAAAAGAAUUUUCACCUGUAGAGAAAACUGGAAAACCAAAGAACAUGGGGAACAACACAUUAAGGGCAAGUGUAACAAUUGUUACUAUUCUGAUUUCAAAGUCAUCAGAUGUGCCUGGUUUUCAAAUGAAUGGGUUUUUUUUUUUAAUUGUGCAUUUAUGAUGAUUUGUGCUAAUGGUGGUUUGGGGGCAGUCAUAAAAUUUCCACUUUCAAUACUGUUCAUGCCUGUACAAGUUUUGGGGUGGCCAUAUGGCUUGAUUUCCUAUCAUUGCAUAUCCUCUAAUUUCUUUCUGAAAUCCUUUAACUUUUCAUACCACAAACAAUUUGGGGGUGGGUCCUAUUUUAUUUUAUUUUAGCUACAGUGCAAGAAUGUCCCUCCAGACAGCAAUAGAGUGGUAGCAAUGGGAAGGCAUCACAGAACAAGUAAUUACAGUAAGUCCCGUGAUGUGUGGACAGUCCAGUAUAAAUCCACCAUUAAAGCACUAUCGCUGAGUUGAGAACAUGUCGCAGAAUACACCCAUAAAAAAACAGCAGCCUAGAAGUGCCUUGGAUUCAGCAUGCAUAUUCCUAUGAUCAGAUUGGUGAUUGUCUACAUUCCUAAUUACAUCUCUGAAACAACAAAUAUCUCCCUACCUUCCAAUAGCGUAUUAACUUUGUAUAUACAGUUCAAUCCUAUGCACUGUCCCCUUGAUUACUGUUGCAUCUAUUUGUCUUUUCGUCUGUUGCUGGACAUAUGAAAUGUAGCUAUAAAGGCAGACGAAACGUAUGGAAUUUCUGAGUUACUGGAAAUGUAUGGAAAUUGUGAGCUACUAUAGGGGAUGUGUCAACAGAGAAUCUGUUUACAAUUUUCCAUAGUUACAUGUCUCUGUGUGGUUGUU
This is a messenger RNA of Podarcis muralis (Common wall lizard), 2567 nucleotides long. It is a transcript of the gene GPR148, whose product is annotated as G protein-coupled receptor 148. Gene Ontology annotation, biological process: G protein-coupled receptor signaling pathway; detection of chemical stimulus involved in sensory perception of smell. Gene Ontology annotation, molecular function: olfactory receptor activity; odorant binding; G protein-coupled receptor activity. NCBI's taxonomy places the organism in Eukaryota, Metazoa, Chordata, Lepidosauria, Squamata, Lacertidae. The record is from RefSeq and is a predicted model, not a curated record. Gene Ontology annotation, cellular component: membrane.